Molecule: messenger RNA, 840 nt
Organism: Truncatella angustata
Lineage: Eukaryota; Fungi; Ascomycota; Sordariomycetes; Amphisphaeriales; Sporocadaceae
Exons: 2
Coding region: 1-840 (279 amino acids)
Cellular component (GO): mitochondrion
Source: RefSeq, a predicted model, not a curated record
AUGUCAACGAAACCUCCAACGGAAGAAGUCAAGGCGCAGCUGCAGAAGACCUGGAACACCAAGAACCUGGGCACCCGGCUGGCCGCUGACUUUGCCAGCGCAGCUUGCGCCGCCUCCAUGGUCGCGCCGCUGAUUUCUAUCAUCGACAGGUCGAUCAUGGAAAACGCCUCGGGUCGCCAGUCCCUCGGCAGCGCGCUCAAGUCCUCGCUCGCGGCCUUCCUGCGACGGCCCCAUACAUUCCUCUUCUCGAAGCCUGUGGCCCUGAUCUUCAUGGUGUACGGAGGCACCUACCUAACGGCCAACACGCUCGACACGGCCUCGUCGACGGUGUACAACAAGCCGGCGACGCACGUGGCGGCGGGCACGAUCAAGUUCGCCAGCGGCUCCGCGGCCAACGUCGGUCUUGGCAUCUACAAGGACCAGGUCUACGUGAAGCUGUUCGGGCCGCAAGGGCCGCCGCGGUCGGUGCCCCUGCCGUCGUACGUGCUGUUCACGCUGCGGGACUGCAUGACCAUCUUCGCGUCGUUCAACGUGCCGCCCCUGCUCGGCCCCGUGCUGUCGGACCACCUCUCGCACGAGUUCCAGAAGAAGAUCUCCGGGCAGACCGUCGCGCAGUUCGCCGCCCCGGCCGCGAUCCAGCUCUUCAGCACGCCCCUGCACCUGCUGGGCCUGGACCUUUACAACCGCCCCUCCCAGACCUGGGGAGAUCGCUGGUCGGCGGUCAAGAAGAACUGGGCCGUCAGUGUGGCCGCCAGAGUGUGUAGAAUCGUGCCUGCUUUCGGGGUCGGUGGCGUGGUGAACACGCGUGUCAGGCGAAACCUGAUGCAGAAGUUGACUUAG